AUGGAUCCCUGCGAGUGCUCCAAGACUGGAACCUGCAACUGCGGUACAUCCUGCAAAUGCUCAAACUGCCAGUGUGCAUGCUGCAAGAAAAGCUGCUGCUCUUGCUGCCCUUCUGGCUGCAGUAAGUGUGCGUCUGGAUGCGUGUGCAAGGGUGAUACCUGCGAUUCCAAGUGCUGCCAGUGAAGACUCCAACGUUACCUCCAUGUUACUUCGUCUUUUGUAUAGCUUGUAGCAUGUAGGUUUCUCCUUAUGUGGACAUUCCAAUGAAUAGUAUCAGUAGUACAUGUCCUUGGUAGUGACCUUUUUUGUCAAACUUGUUGCUUUUGUCUCUAAUGACUUUUCUCAUGUCAUCUCCUUUUUGUAUAAGGCCUUCUCUUCCUUUGAAGAGGAGGUGCUUUGGCAAAUAGGGUUUUUGACACUUGUGGACUAACCAUACAUGUAACUGUCAUAACUUCAUGUAUAAUAAAUGAUGACUUGAAUCAA
Messenger RNA from Ictalurus punctatus (channel catfish), 483 nucleotides. RefSeq names its product metallothionein 2 (gene mt2). Gene Ontology annotation, molecular function: metal ion binding. NCBI's taxonomy places the organism in Eukaryota, Metazoa, Chordata, Actinopteri, Siluriformes, Ictaluridae. The record is from RefSeq and is marked provisional.